Messenger RNA from Nomia melanderi (Alkali bee), 5487 nucleotides. It is a transcript of the gene sha, whose product is annotated as shavenoid. The record is from RefSeq and is a predicted model, not a curated record. Gene Ontology annotation, biological process: imaginal disc-derived wing hair organization. Gene Ontology annotation, cellular component: cell cortex. Lineage: Eukaryota; Metazoa; Arthropoda; Insecta; Hymenoptera; Halictidae.
UUUCGAUCGCUGCGGAUUGGUUGGCUUCCGAGGAUUCGACGGAUGGUAGUGUUUCCCGCGUCGCGUAAAAUUACGACGCGCGGCGUCAGUUUACUCCGGCGAGAUACUUUCGACACAGUUCGCUCCGAGGAUUUUCGAUGAGGAGUCGCUUGAUCGAUACCGGGAUACGAGGAGAGGCUGUUGCGCGAUCGAGCGCAUCCGGCGUCACGCGUGACACGAACAUGGACAGUUCGGAUGAAAAGUGGUGGUAAAUACUGUGAAUAAGAGGGAAGCGGAAACACCGAGAGAAAUGAUGCUGGAAGGCUGUGGAAUUAAGAGGAUCCUCUGAACGAGCGGAACAAGUACUGCUGCACCGCUAACGAACACCUUGCACGUGCUGCGAAUAUCAUCGAUCAUCGAUCCGCGUCGAUCGCCGUGGCCGAUUGGAUUCACCGACUGCCUCGUCGAAUUCGGUUGAAAUUUCACAGAAUGCUGCGGGGAAAAUGCGUCUUCUAGUUCUAGUGGUGGCGAGCUGCUUGAACGUUCUCGAAAUAACUCGUUGUCAAGAGCUUUCGGUCAUCAGGCACUCCGAUGGAGAUAUUUUCACCUUGGAAGGUUCCUGCACGGAAGCUUGCUCGGUGCUCAGCAGUGGCACGGCUAGCCCUUACACGCGGCGCCCUUCGACGGCUGGCCUCGUUCCUCUCAACAACACCUGCACUUGCCAAUGCAACUACGGCCUACCUACCUUCCGAGAGGACCUUCACAUCUGCGUGAAUGAUAUCCACGAGUGCAACGUCGCGGGUUUCGUGAGCAACACGGGCCAGGUAGAGAGAGUACCGUACGUUUUCCUGCCUCAACGCGGACAAAUAAUUUAUCCUCACGCGGAGAUUCGCUUCGAAGGUGUGACGACACCUGUGUGCGGAAUCACCGGCGCUCAGCAAUUAGGCCGAACAGGAUGGUCGGAAUUGAGGAACCUCUCGGACACCGAACCACCCUUCAGGCUAUAUCGUGACGAAGGCAGGACGUUUCUGCAGUGGAUCGGCGAGACUGGGCUGAAAGAAGCAGCCGAAGGUCGCGUGGUCACGGCGAAGCUGGUUUGCAGGGACGCCUCCUCGAAGUCAAAGUACACCGGCGUGUUCACGCCUUGCGUAGCCUUCAGGGUGGCUGGCUCACCCUCCAAGAGCAGCGUCCGGGAAGUGAUGUUCUCUUCGACGUCGCAGCUGUCCCAAGGGCUUUCCACCACGGAAUACACAGCCAUUGGUCUCUCCUCCGUGAUCUUGGCUCUGAUCUACGUGGCGAGCGUCUCGCUCUACCUUCACAGCAAGAAGACCAAGAGGAAGAUCAUCGAAGAGCCGGAAAUAAGCAUUACACCAGGCCGAGAACCGAGUGGACUGGUCAAGAGCAACCCGUUGCUCGCCGCUUCCAGGCACUUCGAGAGCGACACCAACAGCGGCUUAACGGAAAGCGAUCUCGGCGACGAUCUUCCGGCCAGCGACAGCGAGCAAGGAUUUGAAAAUGUAACGUCGGCCAUCGUUCAUCCCCACUGCAUCUAUCUCGAACAGUCGGAAGUUUGUUUCGGGUCCGGGUCAGGAUCCGGAUCGAUCUUAGGCGAGAGGUUGCCGGAAGAAGAUGUUCGAGUGGUGGAGACUGCGGACAACCCUCAUCAGCAAGACGUCCCCGUAUUACCCGGGGCUCAAAGGAGGAAGUUGUAUUUUAAUCCUGCCUACUUUGACAAACAACUGUUACUGGCUCCCCCUCCAGCAGCGAUCGAGUUCCUCCUGAAGAUCCGCGAGGUGAUCUCUAUCGCGAAGCACAAGAUGGCUGCAAAGAAAUUUGUUCCUACCCUGAACGGUAUACCGGAAGAGGAGAACAGUUCGGAUUGGUGCGACUCGACAGGCAAGAACCGACAACGAUCGUCCUCGAGCUCGUUUCAGGGUUCUCUCGCGAAGACACGGAUGUCUCAGCGAUGCACCGGAUGCCCCGGAUGUACCGAGCUUCCCCCGAAUACGUUUGGCCUCUCGGAAUCGGAUCAACCGAGUCCAGGGGAAAGCAAGGUUCGAGCAUGGCUGGAAGACAUGAGUGCGCCGCAACGUCGCUGGCGAGACGCUGAGGAUAACAACCGACGGAGCUUCCAAGAGAACAGCGCCGCCUUUGCAAACGGCUUGGCGUUUCCGAAAGAGCUAGCGAAACGCGACGACUUCGACGAAAAAGCGGAGAAUUCAGCAGAGAGAACUCUGUCCUCGUGGAAGACGAAACUGGCGAUGUCGAAGAACUUCCGGAGCGGGACGAGAAGUGAGAUUCUCGAGAGCGACGAUCGACAGAGCCUCUCCGUGCGCUCCGUCAAAUCAAUGUUCGAAGAAUUUCAUUGCAACGGUCGACGAGACAGAGACGCCUCGAACGCGGCCAACGGCGAUGACGCGGUAAACGCAAAAGUGAGGACAGCGAUCGAGAACUCGUUCGUUCAGCAGAUGGAGGAAAACGCUGCUACAGAAAAGGCGACUACCGAGACACGGAGGAGCAUGGAAGAGAACGAAACUGUGGAGAUCGAAAUCGAGCGCACCGCGAACUCGACGAACCUACCGACGGAGGAUAGAUCUCCGUGUGAUCGAACGAAAAAGGGGAGAAAUGUAACGUUGACGAAGAAAGAUCUGCCGGACAUGAUCAACGAACUUCCCAACCGUACGAGUACAGCGAAACGCAUUAUGGACGCCGUGAUUCGCGAGAUGGUGGAUGCCAAAGUGUUGGAACACCAUGCGAGAUCCGAGAACGCGAUGGACUACGAAGUGGAUAGUUUGGAGCGGUCGAAAUGUAGUAGAAAGUCGUCCAUUUCGCCGGAGUCCACCGAUCAGUCAAGUCCCGCUCUGUCCACCGCCCUACCGAUGGACGAGGAAUUGACGAUGCAGAAUGCGGUGAUCGACACUAAUACCGGCGAGAUGAUGACGAUAGCGAUCCCCGCGCUGAACAAGGACGUACUCGAAAGAAACUACUACAACAGUCUACCCGAGUUGAUCUCUUCGCAAAGGUAUGAGAGCUACUCUUUGGUAAGCGAGGUUUACGUGAACGAUGGCUACGACAGUCCUGCCUGCAGCGACGAGUCUGGUCCGGAGAUUCGGUACGAGCCGGAGAACCCUGGCCACUUGACCAUCAAGGUGCAGGAUUCGCCUGAGAAUUACGCGAGGCUUGACGAAUCGGAGUAUGAGCCUGACACGCUGGACCGGAAACCGAUGAAAUUAAAAAUCAAUGACGACGUGAACUACGAGAAAGAAGUCCCGAGCGAGGUCUACGUAGAUUCCCUCGAGAGGCCUGCUCAAAUACUGCUCAAGAGCAAAGGCAGUUUCCGCGAUCAGGAGUCCACACGCAACGAAGCCUGUCUACACCGCAGUUACGGCAGCCUCCGCGAGAUCUAUGAAGCUCGAUUGAAGUUCAAUCUACCGGAUUGCAAAACGAACGAGUCGUCGUCGAACGAUCAUCUGGAGGACGCCGGAACCUCGAAAAGGAGCAAGUAUCUAACGCCCGACACCAGACAAGCGAGGAGGCAACGUCAACCGAGCAACCAUCCGGACGUGGUGCCCCUACCACCUAUGGAGGAUGUUUAUCAGCAUCCGAAAUCUUUGCAAUGCGUGAAAGACGCGAGGCAAUCUUCGAACUCGUCUCUGUCAAAAAACGGCUGGGACAGGAGUCCUGCCGAAGCGGGUGACCCUACGACCAGCAACGGUGCUCCUGUCCUCAGCAACGAUUCCAACGUAGGGACCAUUCUGUCUUGCCGCUGCAAGGUUCUUCCAGUACAAUCUGAAGAAUUGGUGACGGCUCUACCCGACAACUCGUCGAUCGAGACAUCGAAGAAAAGGAGGAAGAAAAUUAAGAGGCACGACCAGGAAACGAUGCAGGAGAAGUGUACCGAGGACGCCGGAAAUUCUAGUCAGCAGUUACCCGUGUGCUGGAACAACGCUCGUUACCCGGUGAACAAGAGGAAGUUUCCGGUUCGCUGUCAUCUUCACGGAUCUGCCUUGAAGAAUAGUACGUUCGGAGAGUCCUGGGAGGAGCAAAGAAAUUGUGAAGACGCUUCGUCUUGCCCUCGCAAACAUUCGAACAAUCUUCCUGAUAUGAAUACAAUGAAUUGCUUGCCUGUCGACUAUCGUAGACCACGGGCUAGAGUCGAGGAUAGUGGAUACCUGAGCAGCACGGACAGCAAUAGCUCGCAGAAACAGUUGCUUAGGCACGAAGCGAGUAGCGUCUCGGAAACGGACGAAACCGAAUCCGUCUGCGACGGGGCUAGUGAGAGUGGCGCUGAGAGUGUAGGAACGGACAGCGUAUUUUUCGGGAACGUUUGCAGACUGUCGGAAUUCUCUGGCUUCUCGAAGAGCUUACAUUCAGAUGCGGAAAUUAAGCCAAGGAACGCGAUUUUUCAGCCGUUCACCGCGAGAAAUGAUAAUGUAGGCUUCGAGAGAAUAUGCUUCAGCGCUAGCGACAGCGAGACAGAGAGCUUUGUCACUGUUCUUCCGCCUUGUGAAACGACCCCAGAACUGGUUUAAUUCAGUCAACGACGAUAACACGUGUAUAGUUCUCGCUAUCGUUGAUCUAAAUUUACGAUGGUAAUUGAAAUUUCAGCUAUAACUGCAUUUCGGGACAAUCCUAACUGUCUCGUCACUUUGACGCAUCGAUUCUUCAUCCUCUUGGAGACUAUAUUUCCCAUUUUCUAUUUCUGUCCUAUUUUCUAAGAAGUUCAACGAAAUUAGCUGAUUUCGAAGAUUCCGUCCACGCAACUGAAUAGCGAAUAAAAUCAAAAGUAAAUUGCCAUCGAUAAACGUAAAUGAAUCUUUAAACGAUACCGUAGAAUCAUCCUUCGGCUUGUCCGGUGAUAUGUUUCCGGCCAGUAUGUUAUUGUUAAGCAUUUAGUUUACAUUUAGACUAAUUAAACACGAAUCAAACGCCACGCGUUUAAAAGUUCGUCAAACGGGUAAAUGUUCAAUUGCUGUCUGCUCGGUUAAGAAUCUUGCAAUUGCGACAUUCAGAGGUAGUUAAAGAAUCUUAAGUAACCGAAGCUGGUACGUGAUUGACAUAAUGAUUUAGCAAUGAUGUCAGGAACCUUAUAUACUUCGCAUUUCUAAUAUAUACGUAGUUCUUAUCAAACAAUUAUAUUUACGCGAGCUUUACAAGUUACGAAUUUGUAUUUUAUUCGGGCGGCAUUCAUUGACACCCGACGUUGCUUAACCAUUGCCAUCAUAGAGUCUAAUUCAACUAUACAAAACGGCCGGAAGUGCAAUAUUACAUUUUAGAGAGGAGCACUGUAGCUAUUUGUUAAUGGCGAUACUUGUAUCCUUAUCGAUGAAUAGUACUUAUGUGCAUUAAAUACGCGGUAAUUAGGAUUAAUUGCUAGUCGAUACAAUAACUCUCUAAGAAAGUAAUAUAAAGAUAUUACCAGUUAUUAGUAUUAUGUUAGUAGUAAACACCAUUGAAGUAAGAUUAAACAGAUAAAAGAAUCUGAUGAAACAUCUUUAAACAUAUCAC